Molecule: messenger RNA, 827 nt
Organism: Microdochium trichocladiopsis
Lineage: Eukaryota; Fungi; Ascomycota; Sordariomycetes; Xylariales; Microdochiaceae
Exons: 4
Coding region: 384-827 (147 amino acids)
Source: RefSeq, a predicted model, not a curated record
GUAAUCUUGGAGCACGAAGAUAGCAAGCGCCAUGUGAUCUCUAUAAAAUUCUGGCCGGGAGGAGAGGUGCAUACAGCCUUGAAGAAACCCUUGCCAGAAAGUCAGUGCCUUUCAUCCUCACCUGACAUUGGAAGUAGCAUUGCAGCACUCAUCGAUCUAGCAUAUGAAGGGCGGAAGGAACGAUCUCUUCUCCAAACAACACGACGACCCCAGAGAGAGAUACAAGCUGCUUGCCUCGGCUUUGUACGAGCUCCGCCGAUAGACUAGACCAAAAACCCAUAAAGCUUGGUCUAGGGUCAGGAUGAUCCCUAAUCCGCUGUCACCAAGAACGUACAUGUCCUCGUCCGGCACUUGUAGUUACGUCAGGCUCGAACACAAGUCCAAUGGCUUCAGAAGCAAUGUGCGUCCUAGGAGAUGCAGACGCCGGAAAGAAGACUCUGACCUGGCACCUGGUCUUCACGUGCGGGGCUUCCCUUCCUGAGAUUGCACCCAUCGAGAAGAGUCGGGUUUGCGAUUAUCGUGGCAUCGCAACCCUUUACCGACAGCAAGGCAGGCCCGUUUCAUUCUACGGCCCCUCGGCCCAAUACACGAUCACAGACAUUCCCGGAAAUGCUGAUGUUGCCCUCUGGGCCGUAGAUGCGUCUGCUGAUGACUACGGAGCGUGUUCGAGCCAAAGGCUUGCGUCCCUCCUGUCUUUCGGGAAGCUCCGUGUCGAGGAGCAGCUGAUUAUAAUUGCUACUAAAAUGGACCUGACCAACUGGUCGGAGACUGUCUUCGCGCAGGUCGCACACUCAUUCGCUAAGAUCAAGCCGGCGCAAUCCAAGUAA